UCGAAAUUCGCAAAAACCAGAUGAAAUAUCCACAGCUUUAAUCUCUCUCUUCUCCAUCUCCGCUGGCUCUGCAUCAAUGACUGAUGAUUUAUAAUUCUCUGAGUGCUGGUAGAUACAGUCAUCGAUUUUGGAAUACAAGCGGCCAUCUAUUGAUUGUAUCUUUGCAGCGGGCCAUUCAGUAGGUUCCCCGAGUAUGAAGGAAGUCAAAGUAAAAGAUGCUUCUCCUUUGUGUACUAUUGUACCUGAUACAGAACCUGGUAUCCAGCAACCUUCGUCUCGAAGUGAGGACCAUAAGUGUUUGUCUAUAAGUGUGAUAUCUACCCCUGAAAUAGAAAAGAAAUAUGUCCAUCGAGUUUAUGAUGCUAUUGCUCCCCAUUUUAGUUCAACCCGUUUUGCUAAGUGGCCAAAGGUUGCUGCUUUCUUGGAAUCUUUACCUUCUGGCUCUCUUAUCUUAGAUGCAGGAUGUGGAAAUGGGAAAUAUUUGGGUUUAAAUUCUAGCUGCUAUUUUAUAGGAUGUGAUAUAAGUCCUUCCCUUAUCAAAAUUUGUGCUGAUAAAGGGCAUGAAGUUUUGGUUGCAGAUGCGGUUAAUCUUCCUUACAGAACUAAUUUUUGUGAUGCAGCGAUCUCUAUUGCUGUUUUACACCACUUAAGUACAGAGAAUAGGAGAAAGAAAGCUAUUGAAGAAUUAGUACGAGUUGUCAAAAAGGGUGGCCUAGUUCUAAUAACCAUCUGGGCUGUUGAACAAGAGGACAAGUCAUUACUUACUAAAUGGACUCCACUUGCUGAAAAGUAUGUAGAAGAGUGGAUUGGACCAGGUAGUCCUUGUGUUCGUGGCCCUUCAUCCCCAACUUUGGAAAGCAUUCCUGAAACUGAGGAAAAUGAUUUGGGUGGGAAUCCAAAAGAUUCUAGGGAGAGCUUAAAUGGGAAUAUGCUACAAUCAAUGCGUUCAACCCCGCAAAAUGAAGAUGAUUCAUUGGUUUCUAAUGAUGGAAGGAGUCAGCAGGAAUAUUUUGUCCCCUGGCACUUACCUUAUCAUCGCGCUGAAGUUAGUGGUGCCUCUGCCAGUGCUCUUGCAAAUGGUUUGGCAAAGAAAGAUGAUAAGAAGGGUGCUGUAGUGUACAAUAGAUAUUACCACGUGUUUGGUGAGGGCGAGCUUGAGAGGUUGGUAUCGGGAAUGGAUAAUGCUGUGAUCGUUGAUAAGUUUUAUGACAAAUCAAACUGGUGUAUCAUUCUUGAGAAGACGUUGCAAGGAUAAAGAAUUGCAUAAGUACCCGAAGAAAUUCAGUUAUUGGUUUUCAUUGGCGGCCGUUGUACGCCCUUCAUGAUUAAAAAGUGGCCGGCUAGGAAUACUUCACCAUCUUCCCCAUAUGUGACUGAAGACAGAUUUAAGACAUGGAUUGGUCAACCCAUAUACGUGUUGCUAAUAUUUAUAGGGGGUAUGUAUGUCUCUCUCCGAAAUGAGGAAAACUUGCUGCAUAAUUCUGCUUUUCAGUUUCGGGUUUUGGAUUUUGUGAUUCAAUAUCGGAUGGUUAUUGUCACCUGCUAUUAUGUUGUUUCA
Hibiscus syriacus is the source of this 1558-nucleotide messenger RNA. RefSeq names its product tRNA (carboxymethyluridine(34)-5-O)-methyltransferase-like. The record is from RefSeq and is a predicted model, not a curated record. Gene Ontology annotation, molecular function: S-adenosylmethionine-dependent methyltransferase activity; tRNA binding. Gene Ontology annotation, biological process: tRNA wobble uridine modification. Gene Ontology annotation, cellular component: nucleus; cytoplasm. NCBI's taxonomy places the organism in Eukaryota, Viridiplantae, Streptophyta, Magnoliopsida, Malvales, Malvaceae.